AUGAAUAAAUACAGGUACAACUUAACAGGACAGUUGAAUGAAAAGGGCGAUGUUUACAGCUUUGGGAUUGUUUUGUUGGAGCUAAUCACAGGAAAAUUACCAAUAUUAAAGAAAGACAUGAAUUUAGGUCAAUGGGUUAAAAUGAUGGUUCAAAGAGGGGAUAUAGUAAGCAUACUAGACCCAAGGUUGCGAAAAGAUCUAACAGAAGUAGAUGCUAACUACAUCACUGUAUGGAAAACCGUAGAAUUAGCAGUGAAAUGUGUUGAAAUGAAUAUAACCGAAAGGCCAAGAAUGAGCCAGAUUGUAGUGCAACUCAAAGAAUGCUUGAAUCUUCUGAAUGCAAGGACUUCUGGUUCAGCUCCGAUCUCAAUGGAGAUCAUGAGUCCGACUGAUUCAGCCAAUACAAUGUCUCCCACGCCACGAUAG
This is a messenger RNA of Amaranthus tricolor (Joseph's coat), 426 nucleotides long. Its product is annotated as LRR receptor-like serine/threonine-protein kinase IOS1. The transcript has a single exon. Gene Ontology annotation, biological process: protein phosphorylation. NCBI's taxonomy places the organism in Eukaryota, Viridiplantae, Streptophyta, Magnoliopsida, Caryophyllales, Amaranthaceae. The record is from RefSeq and is a predicted model, not a curated record. Gene Ontology annotation, molecular function: ATP binding; protein kinase activity. The coding region runs from base 1 to 426 and encodes 141 amino acids.